Anguilla anguilla (European eel) is the source of this 842-nucleotide messenger RNA. RefSeq names its product interferon alpha-7-like. Gene Ontology annotation, biological process: defense response. Bases 64 to 630 code for a protein of 188 amino acids. The transcript is spliced from 6 exons. Gene Ontology annotation, molecular function: cytokine receptor binding. The record is from RefSeq and is a predicted model, not a curated record. Lineage: Eukaryota; Metazoa; Chordata; Actinopteri; Anguilliformes; Anguillidae. Gene Ontology annotation, cellular component: extracellular region.
GACCACACUUGGGAAGGCUUCGGGACGAAACUAUAUACAGGAACUCAUCAUAGGAUACUUAGGAUGGCUUUUUGGUUCAUCUUCGUGUUCCUUACCCAGGCAUGGUCUAUGCCUCAGACAUGCCAGCUUGAUGGCAAUCUCAUUAGAACAAGCCACAACCUGCUAAAAGACGCGGGAGGACAUUUCCCUCUUCAGUGCAUCAAGGAGAAUGUUUUGAUUAUGUUUCCAUCUUCUGCUUUUGAGUCUAACGGGACAAUUGAGCAAGAGACAGGCGUCAAAAUGGCCAUCUAUGAAACCUUGAGAAGCCUCAGUCUGGUGCUUGAAGAUGGAGACCUGCCAACGAAAUGGGAUGAAAAGAUAAUGGACGACUUUCAGAACAUUGUCUAUCGUCAGGUUGACAGUUUCAGUAAAUGUACGAUGAGUAGCAAACCCAAUGAUGUGGAUAUGAACACGGAUUUCUCUGACAGGGCGACGGCACUGAAGAGCUACUUCGAUAAAAUUACUUCUCUUUUACAGGAAAAGAGUUUCAGUUUUUGUGCCUGGGAAAUUGUCCGGAAAGAACUAGUGCGGACCUUGCACUUCAUCCUGGACCACCGCUCUGACAUGCUGCGUUGGCCAAGAAGACUAUAAAACGGAAUGCUGAAUGUUUACUUCUUCCACUUCCACCAUGCAUAUUUUGCCUUGUAUCGGUUCAAAUCUGAGUAGAGUUAAUUAUUUAUUUAUUUAUUUAUUUAAAGAACAGUAUUCCUGAAAUUAAAAUGACAUUUUCUCCACUUUUGUAUGUUUUAUACGCAUAUACAGCAAACAUAUUUUCCAAUAAAUACAGUAUUGAUGUUAUUAUA